AUGCACCUCCGCAACGGACGCGUCAUCGGCCCCACUCCGCAGGAGACUCCAUCUAUGUCAGUCAACAGAAUGCCCAGCGGGACCCCCCGGGUACAUCGCCACGCGACUCCUAAGCCCACCGUGGCAGAGCGGCCGCACGGGCACAAAGAGGUGCCCCCACAAGCGAUUCCUCUGCCCAAUGCUGCACCAGGAGACUGGCCCUUCACCUCGUGGGAACAAUUCCAUACGGCUGUGAGUGCGCUAAAGGCCGUUAUGGGGGGGACCACGGAACCCGGCGAUAGGACUCCCAUCCCCGGUCUUCUGCCGAGCACAAUGCAGGCCUUUCUGCUGCGCAUCGAGCGCCGGUACGCGCUGAAGGGAAUGGAGCCGCGUGAGUGGGGAAACGCGCUCAUAGACCAUCUCGUGGGGCCGGCUCUAACGUAUUGGAUGUAUCUACAGCGAACUAUCGAUCUAAGCGACUGGACGACCGUAAAGCACCGGCUUUUGGAACGGUUUAACAGAGCAAUGUCACCGAGCGAAACGCUAUAUGAGUUGGCUAAAGUGCAAUGGAAUGGUAACCUGAAGGACUACACGGAGCGGUUUGCGAUUGUUCGCCUCGCCCCGUACUCAGAAUGGGGACCGGAACUCGCGGAAUACUACUGCACGGGGCUACCGACUGACCUCCAUCUCUCAAUAACUAAUGACGGACACGUGAAAUACCUGACAACCGUUAUGGGAGGGAUCGUGGAAUCUGGCGAAAGGACCCCCAUCAUACCAGAAGACGGAAGCACAAUGCAAGCCUUUCUGCUGCGCAUCGAGCGCCGGUACGCGCUGAAGGGAAUGGAGCCGCGUGAGUGGGGAAACGCGCUUAUAGACCAUCUCGUGGGGCCGGCUCUAACGUAUUGGAUGUAUCUUCAGCGAACUAUCGAUCUAAGCGACUGGACGACCGUAAAGCACCGGCUUUUGGAACGGUUUAACAGAACAAUGUCACAAAGCGAAAUGCUAACUGAGUUGGCUAAAGUGCGGUGGAAUGGAAACCUGAAGGAUUACACGGACCGGUUUGCGACUGUAGCGGAGCGGGGCAUGAGUCUUACCCCUGCGGAACUCGCGGAAUACUACUGCACGGGGCUACCGACUGACCUCCAUCUCUCAAUAACUAAUGACGGACACGUGAAAUACCUGACC
This is a messenger RNA of Eimeria necatrix, 1164 nucleotides long. RefSeq lists its product as hypothetical. The transcript is spliced from 2 exons. NCBI's taxonomy places the organism in Eukaryota, Apicomplexa, Conoidasida, Eucoccidiorida, Eimeriidae. The annotation marks the transcript as partial. The record is from RefSeq and is a predicted model, not a curated record.